AGGCCAAGAAAGAAUGGGAUUAGUAAGCGAACAAGCGGUGGACAGACUGUGCAAACAUUUUCUCCAUAUGGAACUGGAACCGGGGAAUCUAAAUGAUGCGUGCGUGGAUCGGCGAUCAAGAGAUCAGGGCGAGAUAGUAUACGAUAUACUCAUGGACAUCAUCUCUCUGACUCGCACACUCUCUUCGAGCUCCAUUCUCGGUCACUUUUGAAGGCAGAGCGGCCCAUAUAAUACCAUAAAUAUUAUUGAAAACUUUCAGUUCGCUUUCGACGCUCGUCGCGUGUCUAUGACGAAAUCCAUCCAUAGUGAGCUCGUUUUCCGCGCAAUCUGAGUCGAAUCCGCAUCACUAUCAGUGCUGGAUGUAAAAUAAUUGAACUAUUAAGGCAAGCGUUACUUCGGAAUUACUUCGAUUGCAUUUGAGUGCUAAAUAAAAUAUAAUAACAAUGCCGAAUCCGCCAAUUGGAUUUUAUCCCCAUAUCAAAAGAAGGUGCCUACAGGUGGCGACGAAUGUGACCGAGCAGAAGCACCAUGUCACCAGAGAGACGCGCGGCAAGAAUCUGGGACUCUGUCGAGGAUUCCGAGGAUGCACGGUGUGGCUGACUGGCCUCAGUGGCGCUGGAAAGACCUCGAUUGCCUUCGAGCUGGAGGCGUACCUGGUAUCCCGGGGCAUUCCGGCCUACGGACUGGACGGCGACAACAUUCGCACCGGACUGAACAAGAACCUGGGCUUCACGCCCGCCGAUCGCGAGGAAAACAUUCGCCGCGUGGGCGAGGUGGCCAAGUUGUUUGCCGACAGCGGAGUGGUGGCCAUCUGCAGCUUCGUUUCGCCCUUCGCCGACGAUCGUGAGAUGGCGCGCAAGAUCCACAAGGAUGCGGGUCUGAAGUUCUUUGAGAUAUUCGUGGACACUCCGCUGGAUGUGUGCGAGACCCGGGACGUGAAGGGUCUAUACAAGAAGGCGCGCGAGGGCGUGAUCAAAGGAUUCACGGGCAUCACGCAGGAGUACGAGCGACCCCAGAUGCCGGAGCUGGUGGUCAACACGCACGGCUACACGGUGCGCGAGUCCACUCAGAAGCUGGUGACGCUGCUCGAACAGGAGGGCAUUAUUCCGCGCUCGCUGCGCGACGUAGACCUGCUGCCGGAGCUUUAUCCCAGCGAAUCCAUUGCCACGGAGGCACUGCGUCACGAGGCCGAGUCGCUGCAAGCCAUCGAAAUCAGCACCGUGGAGCUGCAGUGGGUGCAAGUACUGGCCGAGGGAUGGGCAUAUCCACUGCGCGGCUUCAUGCGCGAGGAUGAGUACCUGCAGACGCUGCACUUCAACACACUUCAGAGCGGCAUGGACGGUUCCUAUCGCGAGAACCACUCGGUGCCCAUUGUUUUGAGCGCCACGCAGGCGGACAAGGAUAGGCUGGACGGCUGCUCCUCGCUGACUCUCAAGUACCAAGGCAAGGCGGUAGCCAUUCUGCGGCGUCCCGAGUUCUACUUUCAGCGUAAGGAGGAGCGGCUGGCCCGCCAGUUCGGCACCAGUAAUCCCAAUCACCCGUACAGUAAGCAGGUCUACGAGUCCGGGGAUUAUUUGGUCGGCGGCGAUCUGGCAGUGAUCGAGCGUAUCCGUUGGGAGGACGGACUGGAUCAGUACAGGCUGACUCCCAACGAGUUGAGGCGCCGCUUCAAGGAGCUCAAUGCCGACGCCAUCUUCGCCUUUCAGUUGCGCAAUCCCAUCCACAAUGGCCAUGCCCUGCUCAUGCAAGACACUCGCCGCCAGCUGCUGGAGCGCGGCUUCAAGCAGCCAGUGCUGCUGCUGCAUCCUCUGGGUGGCUGGACCAAGGACGACGAUGUGCCGCUGGAUGUGCGCAUGAAGCAGCACCAGGCCGUGCUCGACGCAGGUGUCUUGCGACGAGAGGACACGGUGCUGGCCAUCUUCCCCUCGCCAAUGAUGUACGCCGGUCCCACGGAGGUGCAGUGGCACGCCAAGGCGCGCAUGAACGCCGGCGCGAACUUCUACAUUGUAGGCCGCGAUCCGGCUGGCAUGCCGCAUCCGGCCAAGGAAACUUAUCCGGAUGGAAACCUAUACGAUGCCACCCAUGGUGCGCGAGUGCUUAAGAUGGCUCAGGGACUUGACAGCAUGGAGAUCCUGCCCUUCCGUGUUGCCGCCUAUGACAAGACCGCCAGUAGAAUGGCCUUCUUUGAGCCCAAGAGGAAGGAUGAGUUUGAGUUCAUCUCGGGGACCAAGAUGCGCACUCUGGCCAAAACGGGAGCCCGUCCGCCGGAUGGCUUCAUGGAACCGGAGGCGUGGCGCAUCCUGGCCACCUACUACCAGAACCUGCCGCAGUCGUAACCCGCUGCCCACACUCGAUCCGCAACGUGCAAUUCCUCCUAGUUAUAGCUUGUGUGCUUAUUAUAAUUAUAUAUUUCAAGCUAAAGGCGCUUUCCACUUACCACAUCUUUUUUCCAUCGUUCUAAGCCCAAAUCCGUGGCUGUCCCCGUGUGUGAAUGUUGUGCUCCUCCUAACUAAAUGUUCGUAUCGUACAAUCUACUUGUAUCUACACUUAAGUCACCCAAUUCUUUUUAUCUUAAGCAAAAUGUCGUGCAGCUAUUUUGUGGACGGUUUUUAAUACAUAUAUAAAUAAUAAAAUAGCAAAUUACUUAUUAAA
This is a messenger RNA of Drosophila simulans, 2652 nucleotides long. It is a transcript of the gene Papss, whose product is annotated as bifunctional 3'-phosphoadenosine 5'-phosphosulfate synthase. The transcript has 4 exons. Gene Ontology annotation, molecular function: ATP binding; adenylylsulfate kinase activity; sulfate adenylyltransferase (ATP) activity. Gene Ontology annotation, biological process: 3'-phosphoadenosine 5'-phosphosulfate biosynthetic process; sulfate assimilation. NCBI's taxonomy places the organism in Eukaryota, Metazoa, Arthropoda, Insecta, Diptera, Drosophilidae. The record is from RefSeq and is a predicted model, not a curated record. Bases 444 to 2336 code for a protein of 630 amino acids.